Molecule: messenger RNA, 1800 nt
Organism: Ascochyta rabiei
Lineage: Eukaryota; Fungi; Ascomycota; Dothideomycetes; Pleosporales; Didymellaceae
Exons: 2
Coding region: 1-1800 (599 amino acids)
Source: RefSeq, a predicted model, not a curated record
AUGAAGCGCAAAUUCUCCUUCAACUUGGCGCCCGUCAAGAUUCCCGGCAAAGCGGACGCCGCCAAGGACAGGACACCAGAGCCCACGCCCUCACAACACCAGCCCCAGCCCCAGCCCCAGCCCCAGCCCCCACCGCACAAGGACUCCCACUCGCACAGGAGACACCAAUCCAAAGACGACUUCCCUCACCUCGCCGCCUACAUCGACCGCCAGCCACUCACCGCCGCCACAGAGCGCGAGCUGCGCGCAGCAUGUCGCCUCAUCCUGCAGAACUUCAAGCCCUCCGACCAUGGCAUGCAAGAUACAGACCCCCGUCUGGACUUCGGUGCCAUGAACAGGCGGAGACCCGAGCACAAGGACGCCACGCCAGCGGGAGCUAACAACGUCAGAGUCAGAAUGCCCACAGGAGCACCCGUCGACCUGAAGACAGCCCUCGAAGUCCGAAGGCUGCGCGCCGAGGCCGACGCCAAGAAGAAGCCCCAACAGAGCACGCUGCCCGUCCGCACCAAGUCGGCUCGACAGCGCUUCGACGAUGCCUUUGCCGACGAGCGAGGCCGCUCAGCCGCGAACAAGUACGUCAACACGAAGCCUCCGCCCGCCGACACCCUCCAGACACGCCGUUCCCAGCGCAACAGGACAGCCUCGGCCGAUGCCGACAGCCUGGCCACGCCCAUGACCGCCUCCACCACCGAUGCCUGCCUCCACCCUGCCUCCACUGCGCCCUCCUCUGCCGCCCUCACUUCCGGUGCCACCUCCCGCCGUCACUCUCGACAGCUCGACAACCCAGCCGCCAUGGCAGAUGCCCAGGCCGCAGACUGGAUGCGCAAGGAGCUCGAGAGGAGGAGACAGCAGAACGAUUCCCCCCAGCAACCCCCUCCUCCAACCGCCAACCGACCACCAAGCCGUGCCCGUAGCAUCAAAGACAACAUCAAGGAGUACAUUUUCCCCGGCAGCUCCGCUCCCUCUCGUGCCCUGAGCCGCACCCAGUCCCGAGAGUCUCUUGCUUUGGACGAUGACCAAGAGGGCGAGCCCAAGCGAACCGCUUCUCAGCGUGGCUGGCGAAGCUGGGGUUCGGCCUUGAGAGUCAACUCGAGAAGCAACAGCAGGCCAGGAACGAGAGCGCGCGACUCCGAACAAGAACAGACCAAAAAGUCACAAGUCAACCUCAACCGAGAACUGCCACCACUCCCCAGUCUGGAUUCCUGGAAAGACGAGCUGAGGCCACAACCCGAGCUUUCAAGCUCGCACUUUGCAAGCGUCAUGCGUGCCCACGACAAGCAACAGGGGCCCUUGUCGCCAGCGCGGAGCCACCACACGGAAACUGGCUCCGACACGCUAGCCGUGCAACACGCGCAAGCCUACCCACAGAGCCCAUCCCACAGCCAUCGAUCCCCCAUGUACAACAAACAGAAACUCGAUUCGAACAAGACUUCUCCCCGACCGGACCUAGUCGACAUGUCCCAAGUCAUGACCGGCUGGUCCUCCACCAGCAACCUCGCUCCUCGCAACGGUCAUGUGCGUCACCAGAGUACCGACAAUUCCUCCCCUGGGAAGAUGAGCAUGGAUCAGAACCACUUUUCACGCAAGAUAAGCAUGGACACACCGGAUCAUCCCGCCUUUCCCAACGCAGUCAAGCUGCAGAAUAAUCAGCAGCAGAGCAGGCUGAAGAAGGUGUUCCGCGGCUGGAUGCUAAAGAAGGAGAAGAAGGAGGAUUGGAUGCAUACAAUCGAGAAGGAAGGCGUCAAGGAAGGCGUCCUCAUGCAAGACGGUGGAGCACACUCGCCCGUUGUGCGCUAUUAG